Messenger RNA from Brassica rapa (field mustard), 3900 nucleotides. RefSeq names its product RING-H2 finger protein ATL32. The record is from RefSeq and is a predicted model, not a curated record. NCBI's taxonomy places the organism in Eukaryota, Viridiplantae, Streptophyta, Magnoliopsida, Brassicales, Brassicaceae.
AGAGAGAGAGAGAGAGAGAGCAAGGGUUAAAUAAACCAAUAUGAACAAGUUGGAUUCACACUUUCUUUUCUUUAAAUAAACCAAGCUUGGGUUAACCUAAAGAGUUACAAUGUAACUAGGGUUAAUAUGUGGGUUGUCUGUUAUCUCAUUGGCAAAAGCAAAGGGUUGGGCAAAAGGCUGUGGGUAAGGGAACAAAGACCUGACAAUUUGGUUUUGGUUCUUUGAAUUUAUCCAACACUAUGGGCUCACGGCCACCUUCAAAAAGACAAAUGAAUUAAUACAGACGUUAAACAUCAUGAAUCAACUUUCACUUUUGUAAUAUUUUUACUAAAAUAACACGCAAAAUAUUAGGAGGUCACUUAACUUCUAAUUUUUUAGUUGUUCAAUACAACUGUUAUAUCAUAACUACAAAGUCUACAACUAAGGUUGAGAUCAAACUAUUUUCGACCCACAUUAUCUUGCCCAAAUGGGAGAGAGUGAUAAUAUUUUAACACUUUCAAGUAAAGAGAUGACAGGCCUCCAUAUUUGUGAUCCAGUCCAAGACAAUGGACCACAAAAUUGUUGUUGCUUUUAUAAGCCUGCUCCUUUUAUUAUAGAUUGUUAUUGAAUUCUGAAAUCAAUUUCUCGUCUUGUUCUCAGGUUGAAAAUAGGUCUAGUUUGACGUUUCCGUACACGUUACAGCGUAACAACUUGUAGCAUAAAAUAUAUACACACUAAAGCAACUACAGGAUCGGCUUAAAACAUGAUAUUGAUAUAAAAUGAAUUUGGAUCAUGAUGCCUCAACACACGCACUUUGAAGAUAACUCAAACACAUUUAAGAUAUUUGAAUGAAAGAUAUUUUAAAAUUAUGUCAUAUAUACGCCUCUUUGGAUUUUAUAACUUGAAGUAUCGAGAUUCUGCAAUCCCCUUUUGUCUUCAUAAGCUUUUAUGUCAAUCUUACUUGUAACCCAUAAAUGUGUAAGACUUUUUAGCCCAAAAUUUUGAUGAAUGUAUUACCGCUAGCGCAUUAGCCAGCUUGGUGGGUUGAAGUUAUACCUGAAAAUGUAGUUUUAAACAAUUAAAUGAAAAAUUUAUAUCAAACAAUUUUUUUUUAAAAAAAAAAUCAUCAACUUGUUACUCAAUAUAGGAUACUAGUAGUAUUUACAAUUAAUCAUUUGACCUCAAGGAAAGUCAGUAAUAGCUUCUGUGAUUCUUCUAUUGUCACGAUCAUUAGGAUUGUUGAGCUAUACAAACCACUUAUCAACUUGUGUGUGUUCUGUGGGCUUGUUUGUUAGUUUCUUGUCUGAAUCAAGGAAAAGGCAAUCGUACGAUGUACAUUCUGACCUUAAAUCAUUGAUUAGUUUGACCCUAACGAAGAGACAGACUAUUCGUGUAAAUGCAUUGAACAUGUGGAUAGACAUUAGCAUCUAAACGAAGCACAAUCUAGUGGAUUAGACUAUUUCAUUAAACAAGUGGGGAAAUAAUUUACUAAUAAAAAUGCAAUAUUAACGAACUUUUCUUAUAGCCCAAGUUGACAAAAUGUUGCCAAUUUAAAACUUUAAGCUAAUCAAAAAGUCAAAAAAUAAUUAACCUUUUGAAGUUUAUUCGAGACAACUUUAACUUGUUUCUGCUCUACUCUCCAAGUAUAUAUAAAUAAAUGCAGUCUUCGUAUUUGAUAUCUAUAGCAUAAACCUUCAUACUAACAAAAAACUUAUUACCUUUGCAAUCAGCAGUUAAUUCCAUCCAACGGUUCCGUUUCGAAUGAACGAUGGCGCGAGUCCAAGGUUUUAUUUCUCACCGUUGGAUCAUCUUUCAGUUAAUCACAGUCCUCCACGUGGCUAAUGCACAAUCGCUCCCGCCACCGAGUCAGGACGAGUUGCAACCGGGUCACGCACCGUCUAAGACCACCGUCUUCGGCGUUCUCAUCGCCGCGUUUUUCUUCUUCGGGUUACUAUCCGUCUACAUCCGCCACUGCACGCGAGCUAUGCCCGGACACUCCUACACAAACUCCCGCCGCCGCGCUUUCGAGGGAUGUUCACGGCGAGGCGGACUUGAAGACGCGGUGGUUGAGAGCUUCCCUGUCUUCGCUUACUCCUCCGUUAAGGAGUCGAAGAUCGGAGCCGGUGAUCUCGAAUGCGCGAUUUGCCUUAACGAGUUAGAGGAUCGCGAGACGGUUCGGUUACUUCCGGUUUGCAAUCACCUCUUCCACGUUGAUUGUAUUGACGCUUGGCUUUACUCGCACGCGACUUGUCCGGUUUGCAGAUUCAAUCUAACUGCUAAACCGGUUAAAACCGGAUCGGAAGCUCCGGUUAGUGAUCACGUCGUGAUUGAUAUUAGGGGAGAUUCGGAGGCCGAUGAGGAGGAAGAGAAAAGCCACCACCGGCGGCCGAGUUCUGAGAUCGUCGGUAAGUUUCCGCGGUCGAAUUCCACCGGUCACUCGAUGGGGAGACUCAGUGAUGGCACCGAGAGGUUUACUCUACGGUUGCCGGAGGACGUGAGGAGGCGGAUAAUGGCGGCGAAAGGACGUAGGCUGAAACGAACGAGAAGCUUUGAUGCUGAUUUGAUGGAUAGCGGGUACGUAGUCGGGUCGGGUGGAAAAUCGGAUCGGGUUAGCUGGGCGGAUAGAUGGGGUUUGUUUGUUUCAAAGUCAAACUCGGGUUCCGUUAGAUCACCUAACGGCGAUUCGUUGACGUGAGGAAUGUUAUAGUUUGCCUGCCGUUAACCACGCACUGGAGUGGUCAGGUGUGUUUCUUUGGUUAUACAAUUGGUGGUGAAUACUGAAUAUUAAAUUGUUGAUGAAUAUUUCAUUGACUUUUAGGUUUGUUUCAUGUGCUUUGUACACUAAAAUGGUCCAGCUUGUUUAGUAACUCGCUAAACAAGUUUUCUAAAUUUUGUAAGUGCUUGUAAUAUUUGAUUAAUGAAGACACUGUUUAAGUUUUUGUGUCAUUAUGUUGGUUUUACAUAUGGACUGGUUCCUAACUUGUCGCGAGAGAGGCAUUGAUGUGUAAGCAAUGAUAGAAUGCAUUUUAUGGUUUGUAUUGAAAACAUGAUCGCCAAUUACAUGAAUCAUACACUGAUGAGUGAUGUAUAUAGACAAAAUAAAUAUGUUUUAACUUUACCAAUUAUAUAAAUGAUUUGCUUGAUGAUAUAUGUCAGCUAUAGACGGUUAGUUAACACUUAACAUCAUCACUACCAUUUAAAUAGCUAGAACAGUGUAUUAAACGUUAGAAUCCAGUAUAAUCCAUUUAAAAAUCUGUUAACCAAUUAAAAAUAACACAACCCGGCCCAGUCAUAAUAACCUACCGACCCAACCAAUUUCUUUCUUGAUCUUUCUCUAUCUCUACCCAGCUAUUGAUCACCAAUUCUUUAUUAGUUUUGUAGGCAAGUGGUUCUAAUUAUCAUUUAGUCGGGGUAACAUUUGUUUACGUCUUCAAUAUGACCUUAAUGAUCUUAUAUAAAGAGUUCUUCUUUUUGUUUUUUCUAUACCAACUUCUUAACUAAAAUAUAAAAUUUAAGUGUCUCUACCAUGCGCCAGAAGCUAAUAUCAUUUCACAAUUAUUUUAUUAAUUUCACGUUUCUUAAACUAUUAUGACAAAUACUUGACUAUAGAAAGAAAAAAAACUAUUCUGAUCGUUAUUGUAGCUGACUAAAGUAGCUUGUUCGUUCGUACAAGAUUGUUAAUUUAUAUGAAAAGAAAUUACACAUAUAACAAAGUUUUCUCACAAGUUGAAGGAAACAAAUAUAGAAAAUUUCUUAACAGUUUUCAUAACACUCUGACCAUAAGCACUUUAGUAUAUUACCUUUUCCUCCUGUCGAAAAUCUGUUUUUGCCUUUUUAUUGGAUUAGAAAAACCUAAUGAGUGAGAAAAAAAUAUCAGAAAUGUUCUACUCGAACUUGCAUUUUAAAACUAAGUCAAAUGAA